AUCUUUGUAUUUUAGUUUUUCUUACUACAGAAUCGAGUCUAACGAAUCAUUUCUGCAGAGUUAACUAAGAAUUUCUUGAUGUUAUUCGAUAUGAUUGUCAAUUACAGGUGGGUCGUGAUAUGCGCGUGGUGGUGCAUAAUGACCAGAAAAUGGACAAGAUUGAGAGCCGGCAACUGCAAGGAGGAUAACUUUGGAUUGCAGCAAGGAUUUUCAACCGUCACCGCCGUCGCGGCUUGGGGACUCCCCGCCGCACACACUAUCGCUGUGCUGGUCACAAGAGACGUCGAUGCUGACGAAUUAACCGCAAGUUGUUUCGUCGGCCAGCAAAAUACGCAUUCUCUACUUGUAUUGGUGUUAGCGCCACAAUUCGUCUAUUUGUCGUUCGGGACGACGUUUUUGUUGGUCGGCUUGGCGUCGUUGGCGUUACCACGACGUCCGACGGUGACGCCAACAUCAACGUCGUUGACUACAGCGACGUCGGCGUUAACAGCGUCUCACACGAAUCCUUUAACUCGUCAGCAACGGGAAGCGCCCGGCAAAUUGUCUCCGGUGAAAAUUUACCGGCGGCAAAAGCAGCUGUUAACGCGCGUAGGCAUAUUUAGUUGUCUUUAUGCUGGACUGAUGAUCUGCAUCACCAGCACGACCUUCUACGAAUGGUGGGGUAGAGAAACGUGGCUUCGAGCGCCGGAACCAUCGACGGCGCCGCGCGCGCCCGCUCGACCUCUGCUGCAAUUCUUCGUGCUGCGAUUAGUGAUAACUCUCGGCACUGGCGUCAUAACCGCCGCGUGCAUUUGGUGGCCAGAAGUAACAAGUAUGUAUCGUAAACUACUGCACUGCAAGCAAUCGCCACACAAAUGCCCUCCAUUGCCAUCCGUUGUGCAUUGUUACAACGCCGGCGGCACCACCGGCUCCGUACCUCACCAGAUUCAUCAUCUUGGUCAUCUUACGCCACCGCAGCAUCCUUUGUUACAUCAACAUACAAUGACGAAUUCGCAGAUACCGUACAGAAACCAUAAAAAAUAUCGAAAACAUCGGAAACAUCAUUCCGGCAGUGAAACACAGCUGUUAAUCUUUAAUUAUUACAAACACAAAAUAUUGUGCAUACACACGCAUCAUAGGAGACGAGAUCUCGUACCUUGGUUCUGUGAGAGAGAUGUAUUCUGGCAUGAUACAAUCUUUAUUUAAUACCAUCCGUUGUAAGGAAAUAAAUUCCACUAGAUAACACAUUAUGGCAGUAUCACAUUGGAUAAGAGAAAUAUUGGACAAUAUUUCUGGACAAAACUAAUUCGGCAUACAGAGCACCGAUGUUCUCGUGAAAGUACUCUCUACAUACACCAGUUAAUCCUUUUCUCCUUCUUCGUAGUUGGUAAAAUUUUUAUCUUAUUGUUAAAAUCAUAUUUUUUUCCGAAAUAUGCCUUUAAUUGUAUAUUAUCAUAGAUAAAUACAGGGAAAAAAAUAAUAAUAUCGAUAUUAAAUAUAAUAAUAUUCUAAUAAUAUUAAUAUAAUAAUGUAUUACUAAUAUAAUUAAUAUUAAUAUUAAUAUUAUUAGAAACUUGACUUACAAUAUGUUGUAUUCUUUUCACUUGGGCUCAAUCACGAGCUUUGCUCAUGCGCAUACAUAUGUAAAUCGAUAUUCAACAAAUUAGUAAAAAUGAAUCACAUUUA
Linepithema humile (Argentine ant) is the source of this 1665-nucleotide messenger RNA. NCBI's taxonomy places the organism in Eukaryota, Metazoa, Arthropoda, Insecta, Hymenoptera, Formicidae. The record is from RefSeq and is a predicted model, not a curated record.